Antechinus flavipes (yellow-footed antechinus) is the source of this 3293-nucleotide messenger RNA. RefSeq names its product VOPP1 WW domain binding protein (gene VOPP1). NCBI's taxonomy places the organism in Eukaryota, Metazoa, Chordata, Mammalia, Dasyuromorphia, Dasyuridae. The record is from RefSeq and is a predicted model, not a curated record. Gene Ontology annotation, cellular component: cytoplasmic vesicle membrane. The transcript is spliced from 6 exons. The coding region runs from base 97 to 609 and encodes 170 amino acids.
AGCUCGCCAGCGUUUCUGAAGCCGGAGGAGGACGGACGGAGGAGAGAGCCGCACGCCCUCUCUCCUGCCCGCCGGGACCGGAGAAGAGCAGGAGCCAUGAAGCCCGCUCCGUGGAGGAUCCUUCCCUCUCUGCUGCUGUGGCUCCUGCUGGAGUGUACAGAGGCCAAAAAACAUUGCUGGUAUUUUGAAGGAAUAUAUCCAACAUAUUACAUAUGCCGUUCCUAUGAAGAUUGCUGUGGGUCAAGAUGCUGUGUGCGAGCGCUGUCCAUACAGAGGCUCUGGUAUUUUUGGUUUCUUCUGAUGAUGGGUGUUCUCUUCUGCUGUGGAGCUGGCUUCUUCAUUCGCAGGAGGAUGUAUCCACCGCCACUAGUUGAAGAACCAACGUUUAAUGUAUCCUACACCAGACAGCCCACCAACCCAGCAGCAGGAGCCCAGCAACCAGGCAUGCCAUAUUACACGGACCCCGGAGGAGCUGUGAUGAACCCCAUGGCGAUGGCUUUCCACGUGCAGCCCAACUCCCCCCAAGGCACUCCCGUUUACCCGCCCCCACCAUCCUACUGCAAUACCCCACCUCCCCCCUAUGAACAGGUGGUGAAGUCCUCCAAGUAGUGGCGAUGGAAGAAAGAUGCCCGGCCCCAGGGACGCUCAGGUUCCCCUCGGCUCUGCCUUUGGCCCAUCCUCGGGGGGAAGAGAUGAGAUGUGUUCGUGCUUUUUCUUACGAGAGCAGGAAGAGGAAGAGGAGGACGUCCAUCGCUUCACCUACAUUAACCCCCCAAACAUUUCAUUCUAGAAGUGGAAGGAGACUACAGAGCCUGAGGUCAUUUUUCAUGUAGGGUCGAGAUCAGAAUGAAAUCAGCCGCCCGCUCGUAGCCCGAGGUUCUCCAGAAAUCACUGAGGGAUUUGGGAAUCCCUACAAAAGCGUCUCUAGCGCUCAGCCACGGGCGCAAAAAAUGUCUUUGGGAAACCAGCUUCCCUUCACCUAGGGCGAAUUAGACUGUUUCCUUGUGAUGAUACAACGCGACCUUGUAGCCCUUCCCUAGGACUCCGGAUUGGAGGGAGAGGGAGAUCUCUUCAGACUAAUCUUGUGUCGCUAUCCCAUGCCCCGUCCCUGUGCCCAAAGCUCCCCCUGUUUCCAUCUUGGAGGCGUUGCUGUUCUCUGAUUGGCCUUUGGGUAGAAACUGAUCAUCUGCUAACUGAUCACUUUCGGGUUCAGAGGCAAUUAAUAAAGGGUAUUCUCUGAAAUUGUAAAAAAUGACCCCCUAAUGUUUUUAAAAAUGAUUUUUAUUGAUAGCUUUUGCUUUUAUAUCACCUACAUUUCCCAAUAACCUCUCCCCCCCCCCCCCACAAGAGCUAUCCUUUAUAACAAAGAAUAGAAGGAAAACUAACCAACAUUGAAAAAAGUCUGGUUUUUUUUUUAUGUAGUAUUCCACACUCCGUCUGCCAUUUCUGCAAAGAAGUGGGUCCCAUAGUGUUUUAUAUGGCUUUUGAAAGCAAAUAAUCAAAUUCCACAAGGUAGGAACAUUUCUUGAGAAAACUCCCAUCUCUGUCUUGUCAUUGCUAAUCUUGAGCGAACUCUAACUGAGGGCCAAACAUUUCUAUUUCUUACAUUAAUUUUCCUGGGAGCCUGUGACCACCCUAUCAUCACAACUCUGGCCCCCAAGUAUGAACAGUCAAUCAGCCAUGCAGAGACCCACCUAGGAGUCUUGGAGAUAGCACUUAUUUAGCUCAGAGGCAAACACCUUCUUAGGGAUCUCAGGUAUAGUUUCUGAGGCUCUCAAAUAGAGGAGUUUUAACUGGGAAAGAGAUGACAAUCCUGAGAGUACAGGUGGAGUUCUGAAAAGCACGAAAUCUCUAAGGAUUUUAUUUUCUCCUAUAGUUAAGUCAGUGUGAAGCCUGAGGUAGUUCACAUGUGAUUUAAUUCAGUCUCAGAAUAUGCUUCAAAAAUGUGACUCUGGGUAAUAAACAUUCACCUUUCUAGGUCCUGCUCUCCAAGUCCAGUCCUCAAACAAAAUGUCUCUAUUUAGGCUUUUGAUUUUUCAUUCAACCCAGAUGUUGACCUGAUCUUAGUCCCAGACUGCCCAUCCCAACCAUCAGGUAUUUUUUCCUUAUACAUGUAAAAUACCUUUUGAAACAAGUUUUUGAUGUUUGAUUUUUUUUUUUUUUUGAAUCUUAGCAAAAUUAACUCAGCUUCCUGUAUCCAUCUCUCUUUGGUAUUGGAGUUUCUAAAUUUUUUUUUUGUCAUGGACCCCCCUCUCAAGAAUAAUUGGUUUUUUUUUAAUUCACAAUUUAAUAGUGACUUUUCAGUAAGAAGUUAGUGAUAAUAUAAUUUUUCCCACCCAAAUUUACAUUGUACCCCUCCCCCAGAUUAAGAAUCCUGACAUAUGGGAAGUUCUAUAUGCAGCAUUGUGUUUUGAAGGGACUCAUAUGUAUCUAAAGCAAAGUCUACUUUUGGAAUCAGAGUGCUUUAGGGAAUUCUAUUUUGACACAGACAUGCUAACAAAGAGAAGAAAACCCCAAUGGAUGGAGAUGAAAUUUGUCCUGCAAAUCAUAGCCAACUUGAGCUGCUUCAGGUUUCCAGACCCUCUCUAAGCUGCCCCCAGACUUAUAUCCUGUCUAUGAAAAAAAGGACUACAUGAGGUUCCUGCCUAAGGAACCAAUCUUUGGGGCGAAAUGUCUACUUUUUUCCUGGUUACAUGUACAAAUAUUCAGAAAUGCAUAUAGAUACAGACAUAUGCAUAUUAAUAUUUAUACACAUAUUUUGAACAAAGAAGCAAUGUUUUCAGUUGACUCCAGAUCCACAGUUCAGCUGAAUAGUAAUCAAAACCGGUUAUGACCAUAAGGGAAGCUUUGGGAGGGAGGGAAAACAUGAGGCAAGGGUCCUAAGAUACUAGAAGAUUGAUGGUGAUCUACAAUUUUCUAUAUUCUAUAUUGCAAGAAAAAAGUUUUCCCAGAAAUAUGGGGUAGAACCCAGUUACAGUGAACUCUGAUACUGUAUCUUGAAAUUCAACUUCUGGUGAAGUUUUCCUGCAAUUCUUGUUUCCUCUGUUAAUGUUGGUGGAUUCUACCCACCUUUUCAUCUUUUAACAGUGGUGAAGUCAUUUAGUCCCUACUUAGUGAGUCUGAAGAACCCAAAGUCCCUUACAAAUUUUGUGCAUGCUUUUUCUCUGCAAAACUUUUGAUGAUUUCUGUUUUUUUUUUCUUUCUAUUUUUAGCAAAAAAAAAAAAUAAUAAAGUACCUUUUGAUAGGGUCCUGUUUCCUAUGUAUGCAAAAUAAAAAUCAAUUUGGGUGUGUG